AUGAACGGCACAGAGGGACCAUAUUUCUAUAUCCCUAUGCUCAACACUACCGGCAUUGUCCGGAGUCCUUAUGAAUAUCCUCAGUACUACCUUGUCAACCCGGCAGCUUACGCUGCCCUGUGCGCCUACAUGUUCCUGCUCAUCCUCCUCGGCUUCCCCAUCAACUUCCUCACUCUCUACGUUACCAUCGAACACAAGAAGCUGCGAACCCCGCUAAACUACAUCCUACUCAACCUGGCUGUGGCUAAUCUCUUCAUGGUGUUUGGAGGAUUCACCACAACGAUGUACACCUCUAUGCAUGGCUACUUCGUUCUUGGUCGUCUUGGCUGCAACCUGGAAGGAUUCUUUGCUACCCUCGGAGGUGAAAUUGGCCUCUGGUCGUUGGUCGUUCUGGCUGUUGAAAGGUGGAUGGUUGUCUGCAAGCCCAUUAGCAACUUCCGCUUUACGGAGAAUCAUGCCAUCAUGGGUUUGGGCUUCACCUGGUUUGCAGCUAGUGCUUGUGCCGUUCCCCCUCUUGUGGGCUGGUCCCGUUACAUCCCUGAGGGCAUGCAGUGCUCAUGCGGAGUUGACUACUACACCCGUGCAGAAGGUUUCAACAAUGAAUCCUUUGUUGUCUACAUGUUCGUCUGCCACUUCCUCAUCCCACUGAUUGUCGUGUUCUUCUGCUAUGGCCGACUGCUCUGCGCUGUCAAGGAGGCUGCUGCUGCCCAGCAGGAGUCUGAGACCACCCAAAGGGCUGAGAGGGAAGUCACCCGUAUGGUUGUUAUCAUGGUUAUCGCUUUCCUGAUAUGUUGGUGCCCCUAUGCAGGUGUGGCCUGGUACAUCUUCUCAAAUCAGGGUUCUGAAUUCGGCCCACUUUUCAUGACCAUCCCCGCCUUCUUUGCCAAGAGUUCCUCCAUCUACAACCCUCUGAUCUACAUCUUCAUGAACAAGCAAUUCCGCCACUGCAUGAUCACCACCUUGUGCUGUGGAAAGAAUCCUUUCGAGGAAGAGGAAGGAUCCACUACUACCUCCAAAACCGAAGCCUCCUCUGCCUCCUCCAGCUCUGUGUCACCAGCAUAAUAGGGCCAUCUACCAAAGGCUCCAUGAUCCACUAUCCAAGAAGAAGACUUCUGCUCCUCUCGGGAAACGACUGAAGGCUAAUGUCCACAGAAAUAACUUCUUUUUUGUAUUUCUACAAACAAAGUUGUUUAAACCUAAAGACAGUUACAGGAAAGGUCAGCCCAUUACAGAGUUGUUCCUGUAUGUACAGAAUAUCCAACUUAACAGUCUAUGAUUUUUUUCCUAUGAGUUAAAGGGGAAAAAUGUUAUCUUUUACAGUUGGAUCCUAUAUGAUAUUGGCUUAUUUUUGAAAGUAGAGGCAUGUAAUCAAGGCAACGUAAAAUAAAACGCACUUUGCAAAUGG
This is a messenger RNA of Solea solea (common sole), 1405 nucleotides long. RefSeq names its product rhodopsin. Gene Ontology annotation, biological process: phototransduction; visual perception; G protein-coupled receptor signaling pathway. NCBI's taxonomy places the organism in Eukaryota, Metazoa, Chordata, Actinopteri, Pleuronectiformes, Soleidae. Gene Ontology annotation, molecular function: G protein-coupled receptor activity. The transcript has a single exon. The coding region runs from base 1 to 1062 and encodes 353 amino acids. The record is from RefSeq and is a predicted model, not a curated record. Gene Ontology annotation, cellular component: membrane; photoreceptor outer segment.